This is a messenger RNA of Clunio marinus, 273 nucleotides long. The record is from the annotation of a GenBank genome assembly. NCBI's taxonomy places the organism in Eukaryota, Metazoa, Arthropoda, Insecta, Diptera, Chironomidae.
AUGUUACAAGUCUUCAAUAAAAAAAAAUUUAGUCCUAUUCCAUUACGUCCUUUGGAAAAGCCACAUAACCGCAAUGAAGACGCCAAAGGUUCAAUGAAUCUUAAAGGUGCAUUAUGGUGCUAUUCUGAUAACUGUGAAUUAUAUACAAGGAAUUUGUUUUUGUUUGAUUUACGCCAAUGGAAAAAUGAAAGAAUUAAUAAAUCAGAAGAAAUGCUGUGCGACAAAACAUGGAGAAGACAAAAAAAAAUUUUGAAACUUCUUGAAGGAAGCUAA